CUUUCGGAGGCAUUGGUUGGAUUCAUGGAGUUGACCAUACAGGAAGGAUCGAGUUUUUUUCGUAGUUAAGGCUGCCACUGCUCGCAGCGGUGAAAGAGAAGCGAGCCUUGUCCCUGUUUGUCUCUCAGUUGUAAUCUUACAGGACGAGACGAGCUGAACGUUUCCCAGCUUCUGUGUGACCUGUUCUCUUCCCUCUGACUUCUGAGAGAGAGAGAAGGAAAGAUGAGCCGGGAGAGCGAGAAGAGCAAGGGAGGGGAGCCGCCAUACUACGGAACGUUCCCGGGAGAAGGGGCGCCCUCCUAUACCCAGGGGCAGCCAGCUAUCGGCUUCCCCCAGCCUGUCCCUCCCCCAGGAUCGGUGCCGUCCGCCCCACCCUACUACCCUCCUCCUCCUCCUCCACCCCAUGGCUACCAGACUGUACCCGGCUAUGCGGUUGCAGAGGGGACACCUGUAAGAGAACGUCGUCUUCCUUGCUGUGGCAUUGGCUUGGGCUGGUUUCUGUUUAUUAUUGGCUUCUUUCUUGCUGCAAUACCUUGGUAUAUUGGGGCUUUCAUUCUAAUCUGUGUUAGAAGGAUAGAUUACAGAGAGAAGCCUGGGUACAUUGCAUGCACAGUUGCUGCGAUCCUUGCUAUCAUUGUUGUGAUUUUUGGAGUGUCAAAAGGAACUCAUUCCUGGUGAUAAGAUUGUUCGGCCCUCAUGUAACUGGAGUAGCCUCGCUCUCACCAUGUUUGCUAGUGGAGCUGCAUUCUGUAGACUAUUCCAUGAACGCUUAUUAUUUGUGUAUAUCUACUAUCGUGUUUUGAUUCCAAAUUUUUCUUCAUGAUGGGGGUGAUUGUGACAUUAAAAUGAUCAGUACAUCUAUAUGAACCCUCUCUCUGUUUUCCAAUAA
Molecule: messenger RNA, 889 nt
Organism: Nymphaea colorata (pocket water lily)
Lineage: Eukaryota; Viridiplantae; Streptophyta; Magnoliopsida; Nymphaeales; Nymphaeaceae
Product: 60S ribosomal protein L18a-like protein
Exons: 4
Coding region: 223-678 (151 amino acids)
Source: RefSeq, a predicted model, not a curated record